CUGCUUCUCUAUGUAUAGACACAGGGAGAGGGAAAGAGUGAACGCAAGGAUAAGACAUAGAUAUAGACAGCUGGGAUAGACCAAGCAGAAAAAAAAAAUGUUUUUUUCUUUGGUUUUCAUAAAUAAAUAAAUACGGAUAUAUUCCAAAAGAAGAGCAAAAUAAAAGUGCGUAAGCGAAAGAGCAUGAAAGGGCAAAGGAAAUUGAGAGCCAUUUUGAAAGUGAGGAGAAUGAUAAUGUCACGGGAAUAAAUAACAAAUUUUCUUGGACAAAACAAAUGAUACAUUUUUAAACAGGUGGAAAAUAGCUUGUAAAUGUGCACAGACGAUUUGUGGUUAGACAGACAUAAAUAACCAAAGUUCUUAGCUAUUGAAGGAUUUUUAUAAAAAAAAGAGAUAUUGGUAAAAGAAAAAAAAGCUCAUAUACAAUUGUGGAUGGAGGGGUCCAACAGCCCUCGUUUCAGGAAGCUCCAUUUCCCUGUGGGUCUGUGGAUAAAUUCUCCCCGAAAACACUUUGCCAAACUGGGGGCUCGUUGGCCCAGCGCAGCCUCUGUAAAAUCCACCACCAGCUCAGAUGCCGCCUCUCUGCACGAGGCUCCCACCGCUCCUUCGUCCACCCUCUCCCUCUCCACCCCUUCCCUAGCUCCCCCCUCCCCCUCCCCUUCUCCCUUCCUCCGGCCCCGUCCUGCCGCCCCUCAGUCCCGCGCCAAGCGCCUGUCUCACCUCUUCCUGAGGGGCCGGUCGAACAGCGACCGGGACCGAGCGGUCGGGGACAGGGAGAGGGAAGUGUGGGCGCACUCCGCAGCAUCGUCCUCCCACUACAUGCCCCCGGCCUCCUCCUCAACCCCGGGGCUCAUUAAGAUCUACGGAGAUGCCCUCUCCAGCGGAGCCAACUACAGAAGCCUGCUGGCCAACGUUCACUCCACCGCCCACCAGCUCAUCUCGCAGGUCAUAACCCGCUACACUGAAAGAGAAAGGGAGGGAGAGACUGAGGAUGGAGCUUUCCACAAACCCAGCCCUGAUGACUUCCUGCUGUGUGAUGUCAUUGGGAAGCCCAUUGUACAGCCCAACGGGACCAUCCGAUGGGAGACAGAGUGCCGGAGGGGUGUGGCCUCAUGGGAAUGUCCCCUGCUUCUGAUUGACAUGUGGAAGCCAAAGGAGGGGUUCGAGCGGCGUUUCGAGAUCCAGAGAAAGGAUGACUAUGAGCGGGAGGAGAGGGCCAAAGAGAAGGAACGAAAGAGGGACGGGGAGAAUUACUCAGUGCCGUGGAGGCGAAGUCGCAUGUCAUCGGGGGGCGGAGCAGAAGAGACCGAGCGCGGCUUCCGGGGUAGGAACACGGAGUUGCGCAGAAGCAUCAGCGACAUGAACCUGAGUCUGCGACGUCGCCAGGGGCAACACGCCGGCAAUGACAACCGCCGUCCCAGCAACCCCGGGAGCAACACCGGAGGAGCUCAGGAUAGAAAGAACAUCAUAAGCAUGAUAGCGACAGACACAGGAGAGGUGCUGGGGUCAAAGGUUGGAAGUGAAAGGGACAGGAGACCCCAAGAACAUGAGGAGGAUAAUGAUACAUGUGAUCUGGAAGUGAUGUCACAGAGCCUGAUCCUUCCACCCACAGACCGCCCUUACUUCCUGUUGCUGCAGGGAUACGACCAGAGCAAGGACUUUGUGCUCUACAUCAUGACCGGCCAUGCACAUGUCUUUGGGAAAAAACCCUCACCAAGGGAACGAGAGAAGGACAGGGAGAGGGAGAGGAAGGGGAGGAAGCCUCUGAAAGUGGACACCUUUCUUUCGGCCCCCGACCUGCUGGCCCGCCACCUGUUGGUCAGGAGAGAUGCUGCCCUGCCCGGGCACGAUUCCAAACAUGCUCUCGUGCGCCCCUUCAGGGGUGGUGCUGUCAUGCACAAUGGGGUGCCGCUGUACAGGGAGGCAGAGCUGAAGCCAGGAGACCUGCUAGGUUUGGGAGGCCACUUCCUCUUCCUGUAUCGUGACCCCCGUGUGACCCCCAGCCCGCCACCUGCCUUUCCUUUCCCAUGGCAGCAGGAUUCCUCCACCCCCUGUUGCCCAGGGGGCUUAGUGGACAGGCAGGAGGUUCUGCGGCAGUAUCUUGGAUCCACUGACGCGGUGCUGAAGUUUCACCCCAGACAUGCCGAUGCUCUGCUACAGGAGAUCAUGUUGAAGAACUCCUCUCCUGAUGCAGGGUGUGGACCUCUAGCUCCAGCAUAUCUCCUGUCAGUUAUGAUUGACUAUGCCUCCAAGCACUUGGAUCCUGCACUCAUUCCCCAGCUACUGUUAAAGUCAGCCAAUCAAAUCAAAACGAUAGUCUGGGAAAACAUUAAAGAAUUUGGGGAAAAGCAUCCCACACAAAAUUCUACAGAUCAAGAAGGGGAAGUGAGCACACCUAGCAUACAGGAGGUGUCUUCUGACCUUCGACCCCUAAUGUUCUGGAUGUCCAAUGCCACAGAACUCCUAAACUUCUUCCAGGUCAAAGUAGAAGCCAUGGAGAAAGAAUGGGAAUUUGAGGCUCCCGGUGACCCUGUCUUGUCAGCUGACAUGGAUACUUGCUCAGAAGCCCUGGCACAACUUGAUGAUGUCAUAAUGCACACUUUCCAGCAGUGUGUGUAUCACUUGACCAAGACACUGUACUCCCUGCUUCCAGCUCUGUUGGACACAAACCCAUUCUCCAGCGAAGAGAAGGAGAAAGACAAAGAUGGGACAAAGGAAGAGGGAGGGAGCGAGGGUGGUGGAGAAGAGGGGGAAGAUGACGUGUCUUCCCUCCCUCCCACCGUCGCCGGUCUGGUGGAAGUGUACCGCCGUUCCCUCAUGCUAUCUCGAGAGGCUUGCCUCUCUCCACCCAUCACCUCCCAGACAUUUGGAUAUCUCUUCUUCUUCACCAACACCUCCCUGCUGAACACUUUGCUGGAGAGAGACGGGUUGUUCUCUUGGUCCCGGGCGGUCCAGAUCCGCACAAACCUGGACCUGGUCCUUGACUGGCUGCAGGCUGAAGGCCUAGGUGACAUCGCUUCUGAAUUCCUAAAAAAGCUGUCAAUCACUGUCAACUUCCUAUGCAUCCCAAAGACCCGUCUCAUCCAGUCUUCCUGGUCCAGCCUACAGGAAGAUUAUUCCUUGCUAAGCCCUUCACAGCUCCACCAUCUUCUGACUCAUUAUAAGCUGGGACCUGCUAGAGCACCGCCUAUUUCCUGGUCCCCACCCCCUGGGACAGAACUUGGUGGAGAUAUUUUUGAAAGCUUCUUGGACCAUCCGCCUCUAAUUCUGCCCAAUGAGACACCUCGACUGGACCUUACCCAGCCAAUUCCGAGUCCUGAACUUCAACAGGAAGUGACACGCCUGCGUAGUUUCUUGUGGGGACUUGAUCAGGAUGAGCUCCCCGCCAAUCAAAGGACCAGGCUAUAAGACUGAGAGUUAUCCAGCCCUGAUAGGGGUACAGUAAUUGACUGAUCUGGCUGGUACUACCAGUAAAUCUUUCUUGAAAAAGCUCCCAAUGAAAAGGAAAUGUGAUUUGAUUUUGGGGCUGAAAGGCAGUGAUAUUUGUUGAAAGUCAGUUAUUCAGACAGGGCUCUGUUAAAAUGCAUAACAGUUUCACAUAUAAAGAAUAUAAUUUAAUAAAGAUACUUAAACUUAAAAAAUGAAUAAUUGGUUUGGACACUAGGCUACACUAUCUUAUUGUUCACUCUGAGAUGUAAAAAGACUGUGAACAGUAUCUAUACCUAUAGACCACUGUUAAUAUAUAAACCUACCCUUUAUUUUGAUUGUAUUUCACUCUCUUGUGAUGUAUUUUCUAUCACAGAAUCAAUAAAAAUAUAUUAUUAAUUUAA
Anguilla rostrata (American eel) is the source of this 3830-nucleotide messenger RNA. RefSeq names its product Ras interacting protein 1 (gene rasip1). Lineage: Eukaryota; Metazoa; Chordata; Actinopteri; Anguilliformes; Anguillidae. The record is from RefSeq and is a predicted model, not a curated record. The transcript is spliced from 16 exons. Gene Ontology annotation, cellular component: cell-cell junction. Gene Ontology annotation, biological process: angiogenesis; negative regulation of Rho protein signal transduction; regulation of GTPase activity. The coding region runs from base 433 to 3408 and encodes 991 amino acids. Gene Ontology annotation, molecular function: GTPase binding.